Molecule: messenger RNA, 3964 nt
Organism: Chiloscyllium plagiosum (whitespotted bambooshark)
Lineage: Eukaryota; Metazoa; Chordata; Chondrichthyes; Orectolobiformes; Hemiscylliidae
Gene: chic1
Product: cysteine-rich hydrophobic domain 1
Source: RefSeq, a predicted model, not a curated record
GGCCGGGACGUGCGCAGACGCGGGGACGGCCGUGCCCCUCAGGAGCAACAUGGCCGACUUCGAUACGAUAUAUGAGCUGGACGAGGAGGACGAGCGGGUGGUGAUAGAUGAACAUUUGAUCCGAUAUACUCCGGACCCCGUGGUGGUGCGAGGGGCUGGCCAUAUAACUGUGUUUGGCCUCAGCAACAAAUUUGAUCCAGAAUUUCCCUCUGUGCUUACAGGGAAGGUGGCUCCAGAGGAGUACAAGAUGAGUAUUGGUCGGGUAAAUGGAUGUUUAAAGAAAAAUCUUCCCAUCAAUGUGAAGUGGCUUCUGUGUGGUUGUCUAUGUUGCUGUUGCACCUUGGGCUGCAGUUUGUGGCCUGUCAUCUGUCUCAACAAAAGAACUAGAAGAUCAAUACAAAAGCUGUUAGAAUGGGAGAACAACAGAUUGUACCACAAGCUUGGUUUGCACUGGAAGUUAAGUAAAAGGAAAUGUGAGUCCAGUAACAUGAUGGAAUAUGUAAUACUAAUAGAAUUCUUACCAAAAUUUCCUAUAUUCCGACCGGACUGAGAAAAGCUUCAGUCGUCGAAGUAACAGCAUAUCAUUCCCGCCCUUAGUGCCUUGUAGAUAUAUGAACAGAUGACUGCCAAUACAGCUGUUUUAACAAUAAUCUACCGUGGUGAUUGUAGAUACCUUUCUAACCUACUUUCCUUCUUUCACGAAGCACAUUUUGCACAUGUAUUAUUUUCCCUUUCUCUAAAAUGUUGCACUCAAUCUGUUACGGCAUUCACUUGUUGAAUGUGGAGAUGUUCACUUUGGGGGGAAAAAAACUCAAAUCUUGUACGUAGUGCUUCAGUCCAUAUUGUACAGUGGCUAUAUUAAUGUUUACAGAAUGUAAUGUUGCUCCUUUUACUUCACCCCAACAAUCUAAAAAUAUGGAAGGACAUUUUAGUUAAUUAUGAAUUUUUGUGCAGAUUUUAGUCUGUAUGCUAUAUUCAUAAUGGGAUUAGCAAUGCAACUGGAUGAAGAAGUGCCUUUAUUAUAGUAAGACAUAAUUUGCAUUGAAGUAAUGUACACUGCAUGUGAAAAACCGCUAAGGAAGUGGAUUAGAUAAAACUGUUAUUUCUGUGUUAGAACUUAAGUAUUCUCAUAAUUAUUGGCAUCUACAGGUAACUAAAUUGUUAUUACAGCAAAAGUUUUGAAUAUUAUUUUCAUUUGGAUGAAGGAUGAAAUGGAUAGAAGAUUCACUGUAUGGUGCUUGUUAACAUGUUUCUCUCCACCCCAUAAUCAUCUUUUAACCUCUGCUUUUGCCUGAGUAGUUUUGCUGAAACUGAAAGCCAUUUCACGUUUGAGAAUCACUUUUAGUGGUAACACCUCUCUUUUUCAUCACAUUGCUAAAUAAGGAUUUUAUAUAUUGUGAAGUUUUUAUUAUGAAAGAAGGAUCCAUUAUUAAUAUUUAUGUCAACAAUAGUUUUUAAUUUCUCUUCCUUCAAAGCAUACUCCUGGAGUCAUUGUUGCCAUUCUAUGCAGAUUUAGGGGACAGAAUUAGUAAACAUGCCAAUUAAUUGUUGCUAAACUUAUCAGGAAUAUUAAUUUUGCUAAAUUUUAUUUUUUAAUUAAGCACAGUUUUUAGUAAGUGGUAUUAGACACUUUGCAAACCUUUUGAGGAGCCAAAAUUCCUUAGUGUCUCAUUGAAUUUGCUUUGUAGACUUUCAGUAACGCCUUUUUGCUUCAAGGAUAUAUUAACUAGUAUCAUACUUUUUUGCAACUUGAGGCAGAACGUUAUGACUCUUUUUUUUUUUAGUACAUGUACCUGCUACACUUCUACUGUGUUCUGUAACAAUGUUUCUUAGUUGACCGUAUAGAUACAGAGAGGGUGCCUCAUUUAAAGUGUUAGAGCCUUUGUUGCACUGAAGCUCAUCUCUCCAGUAGCCAAAAUCUCAUCACAAAAUCCAGCUACAGUUUUAAUGAUGAUUUAGUUCAUUUGCCUCCGCUGCUCUUCAUGCAAACCAUUGCAAAACUUAAAGAUCAUUCUUUUGAAUUUUACAUUUGUCCUUUUUAAUCUUUCCUCUGGCUUACAUUGAUAUACAUUAACAUUAUACUUAAGGUAGUUUGUUGAGUUGCAGCUCCUGUUUGGUUUCUGUGUCCAGUCCCCAUUCCUAACUCAUACUUCAAAUUAACACACUUUUUAUUGUCAAAACUUAUAUUUGUCUGUUUGCAAUUUUAAAACAAAAAUCAAUCUGGAGUAUAAAUUUAGCACAUGAAUUUUAGCCACUUAUUGUUAAAUUAAGUAAAUUUGAUCUAUAGAUCUGGCGAAGUGCCAAAUUAGUUGUGGUUUACCUGUGGAAAUAAUUGUUUGCCAGUUAAUCAGAAAAGACAGAUCUUAGGAUAAUUUUCUCUUCAAUUCACCUUGAUUUUUAUUCUGCAGAUUAUCACUGCCCAACCAAUUUGCAUAUUAUUUUACAGUAACUUCUAAUAUGAAGGGAAAUUUGGUUCGCAAGAGCCAAAAUCAUGGUCAUGACCAUAGAGUUACAUUUUGCACACUUUUUGCAACCAUCUGCAAUGCACAUUCUCUCUCUCUCUCUCUCUCUCUCUCUCUCUCUCUCUCUCUCAUUUUAAUUUUGGUAAGUCAUUUAUCUAACUCUAAAUGGGUUCUUUAAAGACGAUCUUAUUGCAACAAUGUUGCUAAAAUGAUAGUAAGAAAGGGAUAUGUACUGGAUUGCUCUGAGCUAAAAUAAAUUACAUAGGAUUUCCACAAAUCUCAUAUCAAACAUUGUAUGUUUAGCAUGUUAGAUAUUAGUAUUGGCCUGAAUUCUUGUACUGUAAUGCAGUUCAUGUUGCCUAUUUUAGUAUAAUUAUGCUCUUUGCAAGAAUUUUACUUCGUAAUUUAAUAGAAAAUGUUACAAGAUUAGUAAUUUGAAAGGUUCAUGAGAUGGCUAUGUGCACCCUUGUGUUCCUACAUUUUUUUUAAAUAAUCUAUACAGUUGCUGGUACAGGUCCUAAGAUGAAGGAGAAUGUUCCAUCUCCAAUAUUUUUGAAUGUUUCAGUUUUUAAAAUUUAAUUGCAGUUUGUUUUGUUCACUUGGAAAUGCCACAAAUUGAUCUUGUUAACCGCAGAAAACAAAGUUUCAAAAACAGGUUAUGCUAUUAGAAGCACUUUCUACAAAUCUGCUUGUUGCUUGCGGAUGAAGCAGUUUAAAAAUUGGUCCAACAAUCAGUACUACAAUAUGGUUGCAUAGUGGACUAUAUACAACUUAAAUUGCAUCAGAACUUAAAGCAUUAUUUCCUGACAACACUUUGUGAAGAAUGUAGAAUAAACAUUUCACUACAUGUAACUUUUUUUAAACUAAUUUUAAUUAUUUAGUAAGUUAUUCAACAGCUUAAAAGAUUCUUUGUGAAGUAGAGCUUGUUUUCAGUCAAUACUCAAAUGAUGUUAGCAGAAGAAAGUAAAUUAAUUCAAACAUUUUUAUUUAAAUAAAGGAAAAUUUGCAAAGGUUUACCAUUGUUACAUAAUUGGUUACGUUAUUAAAUAUGGACUGGGGAAAGAAGAAAAUCUAUCCUAAUUGUUCAAACAGAAAUUGAAUUUCAUUAUUGUCACACCUAAGCUUUGCAAUGUAUUCCAAUAACAUCAUUCAAACCACAUGCUAAAAGUGUUGUGCUGUAGACCAACGGAAAGCACAUGGAUAGAUAUCAGUGUUUAAUUAAACCUUACAAAACUAUUGGCUUGAUCAGCAAAACGCUGUUCUUCAUUUGAAUUGUACGUGGCGUUAGAAAUUCUUACCCGGUCAGUAAUUCAAACAAUCAUGUUGCCAUUGUUUGAAUCUUUAUCACUUAAAAUAUCUAAUUCCCUUUCUUCUCUUCUCCAUCCCUCCUAUUGUCAUAAUUAAACUUACUAUUGUCUGUUUUGUGUAUUUAUAGAGUGUACUACUUUUCAUUCUACUGGGUCAUUUAUGAAAAUGCAUAAAUUAAAAAAAGUUUAAAAAUA